ACUGGAUGCAGAUAUCGCCGACAGCACUGCGCUCAUUCUGUCCCGCGCCGAGGUCGUUGCAGCGCUGCCCAGCAAGAGGCUUUAUUGGGAGAGCCCGCUGACGGCCAGAAUUCAAUCUAUACUGAGUGCUGCCCGUCGCCGUAACCUCGAGCCUUCAGAAGUUGCCAGAGGAUUAUUGAUUGAGGGCCUCGGCGGCGCUGUGCGCGCCAGCCUUGCAUCGCAGGCCGCGUCCCUGAACACCUCCGAGUGGGCCUUCAAGAGCAGGAUGGGGAGAGCGGCUGCUUGGGCGUGGCUCCUGGACCGUUGGCAUAGACACCAUAUCGUCAAAAUGAUUGCACUUCGCGCUCGCUCGCGCGGUGCGCACAUCGAGCUGAUCCAAGCGUGUGACCGCGUAUCGUAUGACGAGACGCCCUUGGAGCUCCAGAGUAUGAGCGAGCAUCGCGAGGUAUCGCGAGGCGCCCCUUCUGCACUUCCCCCCGCCGCGGGUUCCGAAGUCGCGACUAUGACAUCUCGGGCCCUAGCUGCGGCGUUGCUGAGGGGGGCGUUCCGCGGAUUCAGGGCUAAGACGAUCACGAAGCUCUUCGCCACCAAGGCUCGGUAUUGCCACCUCGUCAGGCUCACGAUGAAUGGACAGAUGCGCUACGUCUACCUCGUCGGCGACGUGGUAUGCCAGGUUCAGCCGUUGGCGAGCACUUCGGCUGCAUGCCAGGCACUUGCAUUGAUGGAGUCUGGGUCGGCUUCGCUGUCGGAGAGCACGUUCAGCCACAAAGUGAGGAUCACGGACGCGGACGGCCACAGGUCGAACAGAGCUGGAGAACGCAUAUUGGACCGCAAGCGUGAGCCUGGAUGGGUUCGUCUUUUCUACCAGUGCCAAGCUCACUCUAUAGCGCGGGCACACAACAUUGCCAUGAAGCACGUCGACGUUGGCAUCAAGGGGGUGAUCCACCUAUCGCUGUGCUUCAGAGUAGCGGGGAGCAAGCAUUCCUUUAACACUCAUCUUUGGAAGGAGGUCCACCGCCGACUCAGGGUCCGAGAAGGCAGCCCAUCAAAUGACGACGUUAUCUACAACCAUGUCGUGCUCAAGUCGUUCGUUUCUGGAGACGGCCAGAAGACCCGCAGGCGCGUGUUCUUCACUCUCUUGCCCAGCAGCUCCAUGGCCGACACGCGCGAGAUCACCAUAUGGGUUGAUUCUGCAGCUGGCCUGGACGAAGACGUUUUGAAAACAUCGGUUGCAGAUUCAAUGGUAGACGCAUUGAUGCCGCGUGCCCUGAGAGUGCUGAUCAGGAGCAAGUGGGGCACCAGUGAGUCGGCGAUCUGCGACGCGGGCCUCAUCGAGAUGUGUCAUGGGCUUUUGGGCCCAGCAUUCACGUCAUGGUGCAGGUCGUUCGGAAGGGGGCGGUCGAAGCAGCAUGCGUUGGCGGCCCUGGUUGACGGUCGCGUGGACGACGUUGGCGCCGACGAGUGCGAGGACGACGAUAUGGGCGCCCACGAGGGCGCGGGUGGCGAUGCGGAGGCCGCUGGCGCUGGCAGCCGCCGAGAGAGGCUCAACAAGCAUAUGGCGUUCGCGAUGGGGACAGUCGGCAUUAACAGAUCGUUCCCUGUCACGGUUCUUGCCGACGGCGUCUUGGAGACCAGGUGCUUCGAGAAGAUGAUGCUGCUACUGUUCACCCCAGCGGCCUGGCACUUGAUCAGGCCAGAGGAAGUCAAGAACAGAAACACGUCGCUCGCCUUCAUCAUGAUAUCCGACGCUCUCGCCACCAUAACCCAGGAGGUUGCAUUGGUGAACCAAGGGUUUCCCACGCGACUGUUUCAGCUCUUCCAGCAGCCCGAGCUGGGGCCAACGAUGGAGGCCGCCCCCGACUGCAUGAAGGACGCGUUCACGAAGGAGCUGCAAUCAUCAUGUCGGUUGGGGGGCGAGGAGUGUUUGAUGCGCUUGGCGGCUAUGGCCAUGCUGAUCCAAGGCAACACCGUCCCCAACGAGGUCUUCAACGCCCAGAUGCGGAAGAUCGUCAAGUCUAGAACGCAGUGCCCCCAGUUCAAGGCGGUUGACCUGUCGACAGCUUGCGUCGGCGUGCACAGCCGCGCCAAAACUGAGGAUGUCACCCGCCCACGUCACGGGCCAGUUCACGAGCCGCGUGCUGGCGGAGGUUCUGGGGCGCAUGCAGCUGAGCGCCGAAGGUACCAGCACGAGCAUCAUACAGGCGCUUGGGGCGUUUUUCAACAUGAGCAGGGCAUCAAUGACAUGAGGGAGGUGUCGGCGCGGUACCGCGCGUUGCCCCCUGCUGAGCGGGCGCGCCUGGCGGAAGAAGGUCGGAGAGCUGCCGCGAGGGCCCGUGACGGCUUCCGCGCCCUCCCGCCAACCCAGCGGCAAGUGGGCAUGCAUCGCAACGCCAGGCUUGCGACUACAGCCAUUGAGAGGUUUGCUGGCCGUGACCCCGAUGACACAGUCGACUUCCUGAUCCGUGAGUGCGGGGCUUCAGGAACGAGCUUGAAGGAUACCUUGUCCACGGUAGCGUCUUAUCGGUGUUUGCCGCCUGUUCUUGGAGCAGCCGUGGUUGAGCGAGACGCGUCGAGCUCCGCUGACGACGUUGCCUUGCUCGAGGAGGCGGCCCACGGAAUGUCCGUCACGCAUCAGUCCAAUGUGCAGCAGGCCGCUGAGAUGAUGUGGAACCACAUGCACCGAUUGCUACCUGACGAUCCUGAACUGUCAUCCCUUGGUGAUGCCGCUGAUGACCCAGCAGAGCAGUUCAAGGACGGAGAGUGCCUGCGCUACGGCAUGUGCGUGUGCGGUGCGGUGCACGACGGCUUGCGAGCGUUGCGCCGCAAGGUGUUCCAGGCUACGAAGAUGACGUUCAGCAAGGCCAGCCCGCAGACGAGAGGGCUCCUGGUUGGCCGCAGGGUCAUCGCCCGCUUCAUCUGGCUGGCGGACGAUGGCGACGAGGACGAACUCAUGAAUGAUCUUGGUUUGGAGCCACUCUAUUGGCAUUUGUCGGGCGUGAAGUUUUCGCCGUACGAGCUCAUGAUGCAGCCCAUGACGCCCGCGUCGCCUGCUGAGCGGCACGACGCGUGCGCUACGGACGACGAGCACUGCUUGAAG
Messenger RNA from Prorocentrum cordatum, 3097 nucleotides. Lineage: Eukaryota; Dinophyceae; Prorocentrales; Prorocentraceae. The record is from the annotation of a GenBank genome assembly.